Messenger RNA from Dioszegia hungarica, 3885 nucleotides. RefSeq lists its product as uncharacterized. Lineage: Eukaryota; Fungi; Basidiomycota; Tremellomycetes; Tremellales; Bulleribasidiaceae. The record is from RefSeq and is a predicted model, not a curated record. The transcript has 15 exons. Gene Ontology annotation, cellular component: nucleus; CAF-1 complex. Gene Ontology annotation, biological process: nucleosome assembly. The coding region runs from base 1 to 3885 and encodes 1294 amino acids.
AUGUUUGAGCUUGAAGAGAACCAGCCGUGCUACAUCUGCCACCAGCCUACACGUGGUACAGAUAUGUACUGCUCUGGCGAGUGUAGGCUUCAGGAUCAGGGCGAAAAGGCGAAGCAGCAAAAAGCGCACCCUGUCCACUUGACGGCGCAACUUCACCCCUCCCUCUCACCCCAUUUCCGCCCUCACACCGCUAUCCAGCCGUCGCCCCGGAUGCCGCCCCACGUCCGGCCCAGCUCCACUUCGUCGGAGUCAGACGAGUCGACCUCCCCGCUCAACAGCCCAAAUACCAUCCCCGCCGGCGCUGAGUCUCCUCACAAGGACCCGCUCGACCUCGGUCCGCCCGCCUUCCCCAACUCUCACUCCCACAUUGGCUUUCCCGGGUCGUCCGUACCGGUCAAGAUUCCCGCGGUGGUGCCUCGUCCUGCACCCGCUCCAACCCCCGCCCCGGUCCCCUCUCACGGGACCUACGGGACCUCGAUCGAUACGCUGCGUUUCGGCCGUAAACCGGCAUUGAUCAACUCGGUCACUUCCCCCAACGCCCUGAUCGCGCGGUGUGCGUGUGGCAAACCAGCCAACCAUCCCCUCCGAGCCACGAGCAAAGAGCGGGGCGAGAGCGAGUUUUCGCUCCUCUCCCUCGGUCCUUCGCGCACGUCGCACCGCGUCGUAUCAGAUACCUCGGGUCCUUCGAACUCGGUCGAUCGGCGCGCGGUAUCAGGCUACGCCAGCCCUACGCUCGAGCCUCUCCAGCUCGCAGAUGGGGUCGGUGCUUCCGCGCUUUCCCGGUCUCGCUCAGAUCCCAUGCACCCCAAGUUGGACUACACUCGCGCCACACCCACCGAAUCCACCUUUGCGGAAUCGUCCGCUGCUCCCCGUCGCAAGUCGCACGCCGCGCAGACCGACCGGCCGGGCGUGGCUACCCUGGGCAGCAGAGAGACGGGCGAAGGGCGAGGGAGGUCGAGGGAUCGGAUCCGUCAUGCUGUCGAGGCGCAGCAGGGCGGGCUCAGCGGCAUGCUCACCCAGCCCCCAGAGAGGGAACCUGCGCCCUCGCGGUCCCGGCACAGGCGGGACGAGGCGGAGAGGGAGCGUGAGCGCCAGCGAUCGCACAGACUACAGAGGCAGAGUCCGGCACUGGCGCCGGUGGAUGCUGCACCGAUCGUGCCGAGCUGGAGCCGGGCUGUAGGGGCGGACGAUGGAAUCGCGCCCAGUCCGCUCAGAGGUGGAUGGAGGAGUCCGAGCAAGAUCCGCCCUCUCGACUCCCUUCCCCUCCCCUUCACCUCAGCCAAGAUUGACAUGGCCACGCCUCGUCCGCGGAGUCACGAGCCAAUGACACCGACCCUCAGCGCCGACAACAUGCAGGUAGACUCGCCUUCUGGCGGCAUUGCUACACCGCCGCUCAAGCGGAAGCUUGAAGUUGAUGGAACGGGGACGCGCCCAAGCGCAGGAGAGGGCAAAGAGAAUAGCUGCGCCCCAGAUAAGCGGCAAAAGGUCGAUCUGACCAACAUCCCUUCGUCUCCGCUGCCCUGCGCCAUUCCGGACCCAAGAGCUAGCUCUACGCCCACGGCCAAGUCGGGUCUGGGCGCGGGCUCGCUGGUGGAGCUGCAGAAGCGGAAGCUGGUACUUAAGCAGUCUCCUCAUACGUUUGAGAUUCCGAGAAGAAAAAAGCUUGAGUUUGAGGCGUUCUUGCUGGAUGUCCAGGAUGGCAAGGCGAGCCUGGAGCACGGUAUUCCGGAGGAGCACCACGCAGUCAUCGUUCUAGCUGGACAAGAAGCGACAUCACCGAGCGAUGGCUACCUCACCAAUCACAUCAAGAAAGUGCUGGACAUGAAAGACGUCCCGGAUGUCAUUCCACCCGGUACCUGGUCUGCACUCAUAAUCCUCCUCUUCCGUCUGAAGCAAUACGGCUUUACCGCCGCGGACCUCCCUACCCCUUCUUCAUCCGGAACGCCCGCCAAGCGGCUCCCUGCAGCCCUGCAGAUUCGAUGUUGGGAAGCGCGACAGCCGAGCAAGUUCUUCAGUGAGGAACAGCUCGUGAUUGUUCGUGCGAGGAUGGCGGAGAGGGCCCGGGCGAGGGAGGAGGUGCAGGCGAUGAUUAAGGGGUUGGGUGAGGUGGAGUGGGCGGAUCUUUUGAGAGGGGAGAAGGGGGACAAGGUGAAGGGAGAGAAGAAAGCCAAGGACUCGCCGGCGCCUAGUCUGGACAGGAAGAGCAGGGAGGGGACAGCAGCCAGUGGACGGUCUGGGAGGAGCGCAUCACCUGUCAAGAAGUCCAAGUUGACCGCCGAGGAGGAGGAGGCAGCUCGGGUCAAACAGGAAGAGCGGGAUGCCAAGAAGGCCGAAAAGGAGGAGAAGCGGAAAGAGAAGGAGCAGAAGGAGGCAGCAAAGGCGGCCGAAGCAGAAAAGAAGCAGAAGCUCAUGGCGAAGCAAAAGCAAACUAUGAGCUCCUUCUUCAUCAAGCCAAAGGUUACACCCAAGGCGGCGGUAGCAGCGAGCAAGCCUGAGGAGGCCGGACCGUCCAAACCGCCCAAAGUACAGCUUGGCGACUUUGACCGGACCUUUAAGCCUGUCACGUUCAGAGCUACCGUGGAAUGGGCGCCAGUCAACAGGUUCACUAGGAAACGACGCUCAGUCACGCCAGAGGAGACGCGUCAGGCGUCGGAAGACUGGCGAUUAUCAGAACACAUCUCACACUUGGUCCGGAAAUCAGGCGUCAAGUCUUCGAAGGCUGCACGACUACCAAAAGGGCUCAAGUCGGCUCCGCUGUACGGCUCGGUCGGGGAAGUGUGGCUGGAGCAUCAAGAUGCGGCGGACCCACGGAAAGUCUUGAAUCGGUUGAAGAACCAGAUGAAGUUUCCGUGGAAGACGCUUGCGUUUGAUGGGCAGGUCAGACCGCCAUACUCAGGCACAUUCACCAAGAAGUCGGUCGUGGUCGGUCCUCGAACCCCUUUCGCCCAGGAUCCUAUGUUUGACUAUACGUACGAUUCCGGCGAUGAUUGGCAAGAUGACGAAGGCGGGGAGGACGUCGACGAUAAUGCCAACCUUGAGCCGGAGGAGCAGGACGAGGAGGAUGACGUGGAAGAAGGAGAGUUUGAUGAUUGGCUGGACGACUCGGACGAUGUCGUUGCAGGUGAAGGAGAUGGGACGCCCGUUCCUGCCGCCAUACCGGUGGAUGGGGACGCGGACGCGCCUAUCCUGAUCAGUAGUGGAGGGGAGCAGCCACGACUGCCUAUGAAGGUCGUCAAGAAGCGCGAGGUGCAGCCGAAGCGCGUCGUCAAGGUUGUGCCGACGUGGAGGGGGCCAUUGUGGGAGAAUAGGAUCGGGGAGGGGAAUGAGGGUAUGGAGGGGUACAGACUGCAGCUGUUAAACGAUACGCCAGACUCGAUUGAUCCGUUCACGUACACCUCGGCCGAACCGCUUCCGCAGUACAAGUGCAACUUUACGUCGGUAUCGAUAGGCCUGUGGACGGGCGUCAAGGCGCUCCUAUCGGUCGACGAAAUACACCCGGUCGCUCAGGCGGAUCACGCAAAGCCUGCCUUAUCCGCCUCUGCAGGACAAGGCGGUCCUCCACCCCACGCAACACAUAUGGCUCCCGGCUCAGCCGCAUCGGAAACUACCGGUGCCCCAACUGCCCAGCCAAAACCCAGACCGACCGGCCCCAAAGUCGCCUUCCCCGCUUCGCACCUCCUUCAACUGCUCCAGCUGAUCGAGGGCAACACGCGGAAUAUGAGCGAUAUGAUCUCGGAUCUGAAGACACACUUUGACAGUGUGGCGAGUAAGGUGGCGAUUGAGUUCAAGGUGCGGGAGGUUGCCGUCAAGCAGGGCAAGGGGAAGGAGAAGGUCUGGAGGGUAUUGCCGGAGGCUUGGACUUCGGUUGGAGUGGUGCCUCCAUAA